GGGGUGGGGGUAAGGGAUGUGUAUUCUGAUUUGGGACGAAGAGAUUUAGGAACCUACGCUUAAUCACAGAUCGAUAAACCAAUCAGCAUAAGCUGCCGAAAGUUAAUUGUUACUCCUUGGAGUGAGGAGACGCGCAGUCAAGGUGGCGGUGGAAGUGCCGGGUCAGACUAAACUUAUAAAUAGUUGACAUAGGUGCUGCUACCUCAGGAUUCUAAAAACACACUCGACUCUUGUUUGAAGAGGAGAACGUCAGCUAAAGGAGAACAGAAACUUGUGUACAUCAUACCGCGUACGCUGAUGUGGAGGAAGAACUUCUCAGGUUAAGAAUUGCCAUUUGAGGAAGCUGAGAAGUAACAUGAGCAUCGUGCACGUGUCUUUGGCUGCCCUGAGUCUGUUUGUGCUUUGUGAUGCGAGAGGUCCCCCUCGACUAAUGAGGUUGGUGGAAGAAAGGCAGAUAGUCCAACUUGGUCAAACAAUUCGCCUGUCUUGUCCUGUGGAAGCCGACCCCCCUCCUCUCACCAUGUGGACCAAAGAUGGACGAACAGUCCAUGGUGGCUGGUCCAGGUAUCGGGUGCUACAGCAGGGCCUCAAGAUUAAGGAGGUGGAAAUGGCUGAUGCAGGAAUCUACAUUUGUCGAGCUACAAAUGGCUUUGGAAGCAUCACUUUGAAUUAUACCCUGAUUGUUAUAAAUGAUUCAGUGAGUGGAGGACACAGUCAGACAGCAUCUGAAGACACAGACACCAACCAGCAGAGUGACAGCCCCACUGGGAUGCCUUGGAUAAAGCCACGCUUCACUCAGCCCACAAAAAUGCGUCAGAGAGUGUUGGCCCGACCUGUUGGAAGUUCAGUGAGGCUUAAAUGCUUAGCAAGUGGAAAUCCACAGCCUGAGAUCUCUUGGUGGAAGAAUGAGAGACCUCUCCCUAUUCCGAGGAACAAGAACCGGAAACAAUGGACACUUAUCUUGAAGAAUCUCAAGCCAGAGGACACCGGCAAAUAUACCUGUCAUGUUUUCAGUCAAGUUGGACAGAUAAAUGCCACUUACAAAGUGGAUGUAGUAGAACGCACUAAAUCGAAGCCCAUCCUGACAGGAAGUCAUCCAGUCAACACCACUGUAGAAUUUGGAGGUACUGCAUCAUUCCAGUGCAAGGUCCAUAGUGACGUCAAGCCUGUCAUCCAGUGGCUAAAGCGAGUGGAUCAAGGCACUGAAGCACGAUACAAUUCCACGCUGGAAGUGGGCGGCCAGAGAUUUGUGGUGAUGCCAACGGGGGAUGUUUGGUCACGGCCAGAUGGCUCUUACCUCAAUAAACUGAUGAUAGUAAAGGCCAAAGAUGAAGAUGCUGGAAUGUAUAUCUGCCUUGGAGCCAAUACCAUGGGCUACAGUUUCCGUAAUGCCUACCUUACUGUGCUGCCGGAUCCCAAAGUGGAGAAGACAAUCACCCCUCCACACCUCAGCACAGGCCUGCCAUGGCCUGUAAUUAUUGGGAUUCCAGCGGCAGCUCUUCUGAUUGUCGGCACCAUAGUCCUUUGGCUUUGUCACACCCAUCGGCGAGGCAAUACCUUACCUCCCCGUCCUCACCGGGACCACCAGUUGCCUGACAAAGAAUGCUCCCCCAUUGGCACCACUGAAUAUGCAUCACAAAGACUAAUUGGCGCGGGGCCACCUCAGCUGGCUUCACAACCAAAAAUGUACUCGAAGGUCUACACAGAUGUGCACACGCACACCCACUCACAUGUAGAAGGAAAAGUCCACCAGCAUCAGCAUUUCCACUUCCAGUGUUAACUUGAUGGGAACAGCCUGUUGCAUUGUCAAAAAAAAAACUCUCGCGUAUCUGAGCCCAUAAACUCCAGUGCCAACACUUCCCGUGUACGGAGACUAACACUUGUGAGCAAUGGACUCCUCUUUCUGCCUCAGUUUCGCCUAGGAUGCCGUAUAAAGUCUCCAGGUCAGCCAUAAUGUGUGUACGUGCAGUUACUGAAUUUCGCUUGGUUAAGAAAACAAUCAGUGAGAAACACUGCAUCAGGUCUGUUCUGUAAGGAGCAAUAUGCCGUAAUCCAAAUAGCCAUUUUAUUUGUAAAGCUAAAAAUGUAAAUAUUUUUUAAAUUAUUUAACUUUUUUAAGCAAGAAUAUAAUAUAACAAACAUAUAAGCUCACUUAAGAUGGAAUCGAACGUUAGACUGUGAUAAUUUUGCUGAUCUAAAGUAGCAUUGUUUACAAAUCUCUUGUUUAAUGUUGGUGUCAAAAACAGGAAAGUAAAGUUUAGGACAGAAGCGGGAAUCUCUGAGCCAGGGGCACCAGUGCUGCUCUCCAUUCUUAAUGCCUAAGCAAGUGCUUUCAUUCUAAAAGUAGCGUGAUUUGCACUUUGAAAUUGGUAACCUCCACAUGCCUGGGAUCAAAAGCCUAAGAACGGCUAAUGGUCCGUUUCAUUGGCUUUGCAUGGCACAUCAUCAGGUGUAUUUAUUCAUCUUUUGUGUGACCACCGAAUUCAAUCAGCCUAUCAAAGAAUCGGAUAAAAACCUGUGCAUAAUGUGGAUGAGCCACAGAUAAUGACAAUUGAACAAUGUGUUUGCCACAUAACGUUAUUUGGGUUCUGAUUGUUUUCUCUGCCUGUACGUCCAGACCAAAGCCUUGAUUGCCCGGCCUUCAUUUCAUAGUAUUUGGGACUCAGUGUGGGUGUUUUUUUUUUUUUUGUUUUUUGCAGGAAAAGAUUUUGUAUAGUUUUGUACAGUAUAGUUGUGCCCACUCAGGUUAUCCUGUGGACUGUUUGAGUGAUUCAACUAUGCAUCCGUCUCCUGUUUUUUGUUUUGGUCCUUCCUAACACAAUUCCAUCUUUUUAUGCCUGACUGGAGUUGCAGUGAUACAACAAUCAAUUCAAUUACAACUUCUAGAAGGUAGAAGUGUGCAGUCAUUUGCAGCUGAGGACAAGCCAGACGACGUAGUGUGUCACUCAAUGGUGAUUUGGAGACCACUUGUUUACAGCAGAAUUUGGGAGCCAAAGUUUGAGGAGGGCCUCUUAUUAUUCCUGCUGAGCUCUUUAUCAUUGAAUUUCCAUGAGAAUGAACAGACUGGGACUGUCCCUCAGCUGAAUCAAUGGCUAAAAUCACUACCUAAUUGAGCAGAAGGAAGAUCAGGGUGAUGGCGAAGUAGACUGCAGGCAUACAUGAGUGGAGCUGACUGAGUGUUAAGCACAAACCUGAAAUUAAGCAAAUCUGAUAAGGAUGCAACCAAAAAUCCACAUUCUGUUUUUCAAGUGUGGAGUGACAUGUUGUAACAAAUUGCCUUCUGAUGUUGUGUUUGAUAUAUCGGUCUCCUGCAAUUCUGCAUAGGGUUUAGCAUUGGCAAAAAGCCACUUGCCAUGAGGCAUUCCAUGGCAUCGCCACCUGCAGCACCACAUAAACGAAGCAAGAAAGCUGCUUUUAGUCCUUAUAGCUAAGUUGAAGUGGACCCCCACCAAUGAAUUUAACAUGGUGUUGUUUUUUUUAAAUCUAGAGAGAAGUGAAAAAGUUAUCUUACAUAAAAUGUAUCAUGUCUACAGGGAUGUGUCUGUGUGUUGUAAGCCAGUGGUAAUCAAUGUUAGUGCCUGCUGCAGCUUUUCCCUAGCCUGGGCCAAAUGGAAUUAUCACUACACUACAGCAAGCCCACACCAAGAUGCCAUCUCCGCACAGAGCAUCACUUCUUGGUAAAGGGUGUUUUGACUUGUCAAGCCAUUGUAAACAGCAUUGGGCUCAUGUUUCAGAGCUCCUCUCUCAUGUAGGAUUGAAACCUUCAGUCUUCAGAUGAGCAGCUACAUCCCUGGUAUAUUCAUUCCAAAGCAGGAGGAGCAUGAAUAUCUGUUUUGUCUGGUGUCAGCAUGGUUUAUGCAUUAAUAAAAAAAUAUCUAAGACAGCUAUUUUAAUAACUAUAUUUCUUUAUUGGAUAAAGUCAUUGCCAUGUCCCCUUUUUAUAGGAAAUCUUAACUGAAAAGUGUCCUUGGUAUUCAAUUCCUGCCUUUGGUUUUAAACAGCAUUUGGUAUAUAACAGAACAUGGUGUUCUUCACAAACAUGCUGGCUGGCUGGCACAUUUCUAAUGCACUUCCAGAAACAAAAUAUUGCAUGUUUUAUAUGUACUUAGAGAUGUGUUUGCGGCCCUAUGUUUAAAAUGUUUUUCCUAAUUAAAAAUAAUUAUUUCAA
This is a messenger RNA of Polypterus senegalus (gray bichir), 4168 nucleotides long. RefSeq names its product fibroblast growth factor receptor-like 1. Gene Ontology annotation, cellular component: plasma membrane. Gene Ontology annotation, molecular function: fibroblast growth factor receptor activity; fibroblast growth factor binding. The transcript has 7 exons. NCBI's taxonomy places the organism in Eukaryota, Metazoa, Chordata, Cladistia, Polypteriformes, Polypteridae. The record is from RefSeq and is a predicted model, not a curated record. The coding region runs from base 356 to 1780 and encodes 474 amino acids.